AUGGUACCCUAUUCGCCCUCAGCUGUCACUUACAGGUGUGACGAGCGAAGCUGGAUGGGCGCCUGGAAGACAUGUUGUGUUCUGGAUACCGCGGUCCGACGGUCUCCUUUGGACCAGGGUUACCUCUGUGACAGCUGUCUCCCACGAGAAGCUGCUCAUGGAGAUUCGGCCGCGACAGCGAAGACGGACGCGUCAUCGACCUUUGCUCCACCAUUCGCAGCUAAUCCCAUUUACGACGUGGUGUCGCGGACUCGCAUUUUCGAGGGCCUCGUUCGAUCAUCCAUAGGCGACCAGGUCGUGAACAUCCUCUUUGGUGACCAGCGUUUGGGCACUAGCGACGAGUCCUACGUCCACAACCUCCCACCACCCUCUCCUUCAUGGUAA
Molecule: messenger RNA, 384 nt
Organism: Cooperia oncophora
Lineage: Eukaryota; Metazoa; Nematoda; Chromadorea; Rhabditida; Trichostrongylidae
Source: the annotation of a GenBank genome assembly